Pollicipes pollicipes is the source of this 4159-nucleotide messenger RNA. RefSeq names its product hormone-sensitive lipase (gene Hsl). Gene Ontology annotation, cellular component: cytosol. The coding region runs from base 129 to 2198 and encodes 689 amino acids. Lineage: Eukaryota; Metazoa; Arthropoda; Thecostraca; Pollicipedomorpha; Pollicipedidae. The transcript has 2 exons. Gene Ontology annotation, molecular function: sterol ester esterase activity; triacylglycerol lipase activity. The record is from RefSeq and is a predicted model, not a curated record. Gene Ontology annotation, biological process: triglyceride catabolic process; cholesterol metabolic process.
UAGUGCGCCGCGUUUGCAUUGGCUUACGAAGACGUGAGGGGCGGUGAGAAGGCGUGUGGUGGCCCCGCCUUUUGCAGGAUCUGCACAGGUGCCUGGCAAGUCAGUUUCCAGUCAGCAGUGCCCAGUGUAUGGCCCUGCACCUACGUGCGCUAGUCAAGUUCAUUGCCCGACCUGGUAGCAAGCUUCAGCUGUCAGUGAGGAUGGCCAGCACUGAGUCAUCGGCCACCUCCGCUGUGGCUCCGGCCGCACCCCCUGCUGAGCCACCAGCCGAGUCGCCAGCCGCGCCACCAACCAAGGAUGAGAACCGGCAGCAGUCACUGUCUGCCAUGGCACGAGCCUGUGCCCUGCUCUUCCAAGAUGACGUCAGUGAGCACGGCCAGCGGCUGGCCAUCGGCUUGACAUCACUCGCCGACCACUACGAGGCGACAGCGACCAAGGCGGACAAGGUGCGCCGCGUCUGCCGGGACUACGACUUCUCCGAAGCCGUGCCGGGCAAUGGGUACCGCUCGUUCGUCGACAUGUUUGACAAGAUGGUCAACGCCAGCCACGAGACUUGUCUCAAGAUCCGCAACAGUAACGGGCGUCGCUUGCCGAGCCGCAAGGACUGCGCCAAGGACGUGGAGGCCUGGUGCCAGUGGAUGGUCUCGAUCGGUACCAUGAUGGAGCAUCUGAACACGCUGAUCGGCUGGAGUGAGCCCGGCUCGCUCUUCCCCGACGCCAGGCACUCGCCGAUCGAGCUGCUGAAGAAGGCGGAGGAGAUCAACCAGUACUGCUUCUACGGCCGGAUGAUGGGCUCUCAAUACUGUCCGUCCAUGCAGGCCGUGCUGCUGCGCAUCGCCUGCUUCAUGUGCAUGUACAGCCACUACUUCUACAACUCGGGCAGCACGUUCCGGCGCUGGGCGACGGCGUCCGUCUUCUUCCGGCGCAUCCUCACCGACCCCGAGUACCGCGCGAAGCGCAUCGUCAACAUCUCGCGCUAUGCCGACAUCGACUUCUGCAAGGGCUUCUGGUCGCAGCAGGAGAGUGAGUUCCUGCAGAUGUACCCGGAGGUGGCGUGUCCGGCAGCGGCCGUCAACAUCACGGUGGGCCUGCCGCCGGAGCCGCUGGUGCUGCCGCGCGCCGACGGCGCCGGCUCGGUGGAGGUGCCGCCGCCCACCGUGCACAUCGGGCCCGACUCCGUGCACUGCCGGCUGCUGGCCACGCGGCGGCGCGAGGGCAUGCUGGGUGGUCGCGCUUCGCGGCCCGCCAAGCUGGCCGCCAGCCCGUGCCUGGUGGUGCACUGCCACGGCGGCGGCUUCGUGGCCCAGUCGUCCAAGUCUCACGAAGUGUACUUACGUGAGUGGGCGCGCGACUUGGACGUGCCCAUCUUCUCGAUCGACUACUCGCUGGCGCCGGAGGCGCCCUUCCCUCGCGCCACCGACGAGGCGUUCUACGCCUACUGCUGGGCCGUCAAGAACUGCCGCCUGCUCGGCUCCACCGGCGAGCGCAUCAUCGUGGCUGGCGACUCGGCCGGCGGCAACCUGGUCGCCACCGUCACCAUGCAGGCCAUCAAGCGCGGUGUGCGCGUGCCCGACGGCCAGUUCCUCGUGUACACGCCAUUCAACACGUCCUUCACGCCGUCGGCGGCUCGCCUGCUCUGCGUGAUGGACCCGGUGCUGCCGCUGGGCUUCCUCAUGCGCUGUCUGCACGCGUACGCUGGUCACGCGCGCAGCGGCGACGCGCCGCCAGCGGUCGAGCCGUCCCCAGAGCCUGGCGACGGCGGCGGCAACGGCGAGGCGGCGGCGACGGCGGCGGCCGGUGGCCAGGCCGAGGUCAACUACACGCUCAACCCGAAGCGGCGCAAGCUGGGCCAUACCCUGGCCAGCCACGACCUGGACACGCUGGUGGCGAACUCCCUGACAGACGAGUUCCGCUACUUCGAGGUGGACCCGGACCCGCGGCUCAGCCCGUUCUUCGAGCGCGACGAGGUGCUGGCGUGCUGCCCGGCCACGCACCUGCUCACAUGCCACCUGGACCCGUGUCUGGACGACUGUGUGUCGAUGGCGCGCCGCUGGCGGCAGCUGGGCGUGCCUGUCGGCCUCACCGUGCUCGACGGCGUGUGCCACGGCUUCCUCAACUUCGCCCGCUUCAGCGCCGAGGCGCAGGAGGGCAGCCGCCGCUGCGUGGAGCUGCUGCGACAGCUGCUGUUGGAGAAGUAGGCGCUUGAGGCUGGCACGUGACGCCAACGGUCGGCGCGCCCCCCGCCAGCGCGCGGGGGCGUCCAUGCCGCGCUCUGCUCGGUCGCGGGAUGGCGCUGGUGGUAAGCGGGCCCGCCUCUCAAUAUAGUAUUAUCCACAGACGCAUGAUGAGCUGUCGGACAAGCCUUCCUGCAGACAUUGGACAGCUUGGUGGUACUGUCACAAUCUAGCUGAUCUUCCUUCAGAAUAGACCUUUUGCCAACAUAUGAAAUUUUGCAUCCGUGGAAAGACUUUCUGUAUGGAAAACGUCUUGCCAGAGUUGCAAUUGACGAUGAUUGCAUGUCUGCAAUGUUCUGAUUCGUCCGAACUGAAUGCCUUGAUGUGUAAAUUAUGUGAUAAUAUUCCUGAAUCGAUUAUUGUUACGAUCGCGAUAAGUUCUUGUACACCAAAAUGAUUGAGUAUGGCUAUUUUAAUACCAUCAUUCGCCAGGAGUUCUGCCGUCCAACUGCGUACACCAUAUAUUGUCAUGGUGUCCUCUAGCUGACGCACACACGUUAUAUGGAAGUGGUGUCCCGCGGCAACUUAGUUGUAACGUCACACGCGGCACGAUGAUCCUGUUAAAUUCUCACAGCGUCCGGCCGCAGCAGGCGGCCUCGCGAUAUUUCUGACUGAUCUCCCGCGUGUGCCCGGAUGCUGCUGGUAGUAAGACGUGCGUGGAUAAGCGGCGCGCGCCUGUGGCCUCUAAUUGGUCUUCCGCGCCUCUAAACUUCGGGUCCGCGCGAGGCCGGUCACAGUCUAGCUGUGCCAGUCCAAACGUGGCACACCGCUUACUGGUGCUGUGGGGCGACAGAUGGGGCUCAUGUUCGGUGUGCUGAGCGGCCGUACGCGGCGCGUUAGAGCGCUGCGGCGGCUGGUUGUUGCUGUCGCUGUGUAGGUCUGCUUAUUAGUCACCGGUUGGGGCCGGCGCUCUGUUUAUCUGGGUGUAGACGCUGCGUCCCUUGUACUCUCAAGUGUGGGCUUUGUAGUCACAAAUGUAGGUGUUACGUGUGAAUUUGUCGCCGACCUCCAAGACCAGUUCGUUCCGUCGUGUACCUGCGAGUUUUCGCUUAUCUUCCGACCUCAAGUCAUCCAUAUCAUACGAGCCUUCCCUUGAAAUGCACUCUGUUGAAUGCGUCUGAGCCCGUUGUUGGACUACGUGACCGCGGAGGAUGUUGCAGGCCCUCAUGGUUCAUAUGGUUCAUGAUGUGCGAGCUUGAUGGCUAGCUCUCUCGCGGCUUCGUCACCACCGAAGAUGGUGUUCUCAUCGAAAGACAUUUUAAACACGGUGGUAUUUUUUGCAUUUCAUUCGUUAGCAUCGUGUCUUCAGGCACACCCUUCGUGCGACGACAUCCACGCCCGUGAAGCCUUUACGCCACGACAACGAACCCCUGAACGCCAUCGCCACCCGCGCUCGUGACGUAUCAGCUUCGUGAGCGUUUGCCGAUGUUCGGCGUGAUGUACUCGCGGUUUGCGCCGUGCACCUGUCCGCACCGUGUGCUCACGAGCGGCGGCGUCUGCCGACUCGGCCUGCCGCGGCGGCCGGUCCUGUUUGCCGUCGGCGCUAGCCGCGCACGCGGUCGCAUCUUCAGCGCGCCGCUCCGGGCGUGUCAGCUGCCCCGACCGCGGCUAGCCACGGACGUCCGUGCUGGAGACUGUUGAUCAUCGGUGCCCGCCGGCCCCAGCCAGCCGAACCCAGCCAUAGUCUUCGGUUCGGUGGUCUGGCUGCUAGACGGUGCUGUGUCAAUGCCGCAAAGAAGCCAAAGAGCCCUGCUGGCCGUAUCUGUGUGACGAGUAUGGGGCUGGCUGGUGCGCGUGCGUGCUUAGUGGCGCGCGUUGUUUGCAUACGCUGCUCGUGCGCCCCCCCCCCCCCUUCCCCUGUUUGUUGAUGUUGUUGCCAAAGUAUUCGUCAUGUGCAGAUAUGAACGUUUAUCGGUUAAUAAAGG